AUGCUGGCAAGUGGAUGGGAAGAGCGACCAAACAGUGAUCGAUUUAACGACGUUGCCCGAGUUUUCUGCUCAUUCUCAGUGAUCAUGCUAGCGGUCAGGGUGUUAUAUUGA
Molecule: messenger RNA, 111 nt
Organism: Haemonchus placei
Lineage: Eukaryota; Metazoa; Nematoda; Chromadorea; Rhabditida; Trichostrongylidae
Source: the annotation of a GenBank genome assembly